AUGGCCUCUUCCAUGGCUGCCGAACACCCUCCCCUCCCAUCCCCUCCGCCAGCAUACCUCCGAUCAACGCCUCCGUUCCCCUCCCCCUCCCACGAGGCAACCCCACGCACAAUUCCCCAGCGCUCCCAGGGCGGCCAACUUGCGCGUAAACCCAUCUCAGUGGUGACCCCGGACUCCGAGACCACGCCAGUCAUUCAAGAUUCCCCGCGAUCUCCGGUCAGAAUCGACUAUGGCGCUAAAAUCCCCCCGGCAUCCACCGCCCAGAUCGAGCACUUUGUCAAUGUGCCCGAACCACCACAGCUGGAGAUUCCCGAAUUCAUGAACAUGUCUAUCGAGGACCAUGCACAGCCACGACAACCUUGGAAUCCGGCAUUCCCACCAAGGCGAGACUCCAUGCAAGCCCCGCAAUAUGCGUCGCAGCAUCCGUACGGUCAUACCCCGGCCAGCAGCGGGUCGUGGUCAGUGGUUGAAAACCAAGUGAAGGAAGAUGACCAGGAUCCGAAGAAAAGCGGUUCCUUGCGCGAGCAAGAGGGAUUGAGCCAUAAUAGUUCCUCGCGCGGUAGCUUGGAAAGUGUGGCACAGACUUCAGAUGGCUACGAGCCGCUGACCUAUCAUCACCAGCAACAGCAGCAGAGUGCAUCCAAUGUGCGGCAAUCCACGUUGGGAAUGAACUUGGCGGACAAACCUUCUGGUUCGACGGGUAAUCUGGCUGUGCGGCGAUCUCGAGUUUCACGACCCCUGUCAAAUUACUCUUCGACGUCGGAUGUAGGUCGUGGGAACCACCGCCGCAAUCUCUCUGCAUCGCCGUAUAUGCAGGGCCGAUCAUCAUCACGCAAUUCUACCGCAUCUCCGGAUAAUCGCUCACUCUCAGUUUUGGAUCUGCUAAACACAUCAUACCCUCAAGCUGGCCCUACAGCCCCGCAAUUCGAUAAUGCGCUCCUCCGGUCCGCCGUCGGCAACAAUGCCUCCUUGCUGAGCCACAAGCAAACAUUCGAGAUGUACCUCGCAAAUGUCAAGAAAACCGACGAGCCCGCAGUGCAAUACGAAUUCGCCGUGUUCAUGAUCAACUCCAUGCGUGAGAUGCCCUCCGUCGAUCUCGAAGACUCUACCUCCAUCACCCGCCAACGGCUCAUGCGCGAGUCGAAAUCUAUUCUCCAACGUCUCGCAGACCGCAGCUACCCGUUUGCACAGUACUAUCUCGCGGACGGGUACGCCUCGGGACUAUUCAAUAAAGGCAAAGAAGACUAUGAACGCGCCUUCCCCACCUUCCUCGCAGCCAGCAAACACGGCCACGUCGAAGCGUGCUACCGUACGGCGCUCUGCUACGAGUUUGGCUGGGGCGUCCGCGUUGAUGGAGGUCGUGCAGUCCAGUUCUACCGACAGGCCGCAUCAAAGAAUCACCCGGGCGCCAUGCUCCGUAUGGCCAAAGCUUGUCUGGCUGGUGAUAUGGGUUUGGGCAAGCGUUACCGCGACGGCAUCACUUGGAUGAAGCGCGCAGCAGAAUCCUCAGACUCACAGUAUAAUUCCGCGCCAUACGAACUAGGUGUCAUGCACGAGACCGGCUAUGGAGACGAUGUUUUCAUGGACGAGUCCUAUGCCGCGCAGUUGUUCACUAAAUCUGCAGAAUUGGGCCAUGUCGAGGCUGCGUACCGUCUGGGUGAUGCGUACGAGCAUGGUAAACUGAGUUGCCCGCGUGAUCCCGCGCUCAGCAUCCACUUUUACACAUCGGCUGCGCAGAGCGGACAGCAUCCACUUUCCAUGAUGGCGCUGUGUGCGUGGUAUCUCGUGGGCGCGGAGCCUGUGCUUGAGAAAGAUGAGAAUGAGGCGUACGAGUGGGCUACGCGUGCUGCUGCUCUUGGCCUUGCCAAGGCACAGUACGCUGUUGGCUACUUCACUGAGAUGGGCAUUGGCUGCCGUCGCGACCCGCUCGAGGCGAACGUCUGGUACGUCAAGGCCGCAGACCAGGGUGACGAGCGUGCCAAACAUCGUAUCGCAGCCAUUCGUGCCGCAGCCGACGGGGCGAAUCCAGCGCAUGCCGCUCGCUCUGGAGGGAGGUUCCGCAAGGGCGAUGCAAAUAGUCAAGGUAAGCCCUGA
This is a messenger RNA of Penicillium daleae, 2094 nucleotides long. RefSeq names its product putative chitin synthase activator (Chs3) (gene chs3). The record is from RefSeq and is a predicted model, not a curated record. Bases 1 to 2094 code for a protein of 697 amino acids. The transcript has 2 exons. Gene Ontology annotation, molecular function: protein binding. Lineage: Eukaryota; Fungi; Ascomycota; Eurotiomycetes; Eurotiales; Aspergillaceae.